Messenger RNA from Rotaria sp. Silwood1, 1242 nucleotides. NCBI's taxonomy places the organism in Eukaryota, Metazoa, Rotifera, Eurotatoria, Philodinida, Philodinidae. The record is from the annotation of a GenBank genome assembly.
AUGCGCUAUGGCAUCUAUACAACAUCGGGCACUGGCUACUUCCAGCUGACUCUGAACGGUACCCUCAACAGUCCAAUUAUCAUCCAAGGUGCACCUAAUGAAUCACGCCCGAUUAUUCAAUGCCCUCAAGCUGGUGCGAGUGCUCAAAAUGUUAUGAAUAUUCAAGGUUCAAAUUUCAUGGUGAAAGGGAUAGCAUUUACCAAAGGCUCAAGAGGAAUCCGUGUUGGGCCGGCUGUUACAACCAAUGCAAUCUUUGAUAAUAUUUACAUUUACAACACUACUGGAACAGCAUUUUCAGCCAACGAUGCAGGUAAUGAAUAUGUUAAUGUAACAUUACGAAACAGUGAAAUAACAAAUACAAACGCUUUAGCUAAUACAACAGGUGAAUGUGUUUAUCUUGGAUGUGCCGAUGAUACAUGUCGAAUUCGUGAUUCAAUCAUUGACCACAACUAUUGUCAUGAUACACUUGGUUCAGUAGGAGGAUCGAGGGCUGGGUUCCAAGUCAAAACUGGAUCAUAUAAUGUUAUCAUUCGUAAUAAUGUUUGUUACAAGGUAGUUGGACCUUGUAUUGUUGUUUAUGAUGAUUAUGAUCGUGGACGAAAUUUGAUUGAUGGAAAUUUGGCAAUCAGUGCUGGAACAGCUGAUCUCGGAAUACAAUGUACAUCUGGAGCGACAAUCACUAACAAUAUUGUGAUUAUCGCCAAUCUUGCCGGAAUUGGUGUCAUUCAGAAUUCGAUUUAUCCUGCUAUCAACUACAUUCGAAAUAUAACAAUUAGUCGAAAUACUGUUUAUAUGUCUCAAGCGGAUGCAUGUCUUCGUCUUAAUGGCGUUACAAAUAAGAAUAUUACAAUUUCCAAUAAUGUACUCUACUGUGGAAGUCAAUUAUCAAUCAAAGCUACAAAUGAUUUGACAGGUGCCUCAGUUUACAAUAAUGCUGUCAAUGGUAGUAUUAGUGCUACAGGCAUUCAAUCAUGUGGAACAUUCGCAAUCUCUAACAAUGUCUUCAUCAAUGCUACAGCCAAUAAUUUUUAUCCAGCAGCAGGGUCUCCACUGAUCAAUAAGGGUGCGAAUCCAUUUUAUCAAGCUCUUUAUGAUUACAAUGGAAUGAGUAGAUCCCUAGCAACACCAACCGUUGGCGCAUACGAAUAUUCUACUACAAAUAAUUCUGGGUGUGCGACAACGAACAAUUUUAAAUGUGGCUCAUCCACAGCUAGUGUACCACAAUAUCCAUUAAUCUCUUGA